Molecule: messenger RNA, 1858 nt
Organism: Mercenaria mercenaria
Lineage: Eukaryota; Metazoa; Mollusca; Bivalvia; Venerida; Veneridae
Exons: 2
Coding region: 10-540 (176 amino acids)
Source: RefSeq, a predicted model, not a curated record
UAGGAUAUAAUGGUAAAGAAAAAAAAGUUAGUGUUAGUUAAGUGGACAGACAAUAAUAGUGAAACUUAUGACGGUGUGCAACAGAGAAUCAAUAAGAAAUACAUCAUUAACGAUAAUCCUACUUUUCUACAGAAAAUAAGUGUCAGGUGGAACCGGAAGAUAUGGAAUGCAAUAUACAUGGAGCAGACAGUAUGUCAACCACCACAGAAGCACAGGGCGGGGAGAAAAACGGGGAGAAAAACAGAAAUUCUGAAGAUAGUCACACCAAGUACGCUAUACGUUUUGCUUCAUAGACUACCAGUAGGUGUUGCAUCGCAAAAUUCCGAAAGAAAAAGAACUGGUACACAUCCAAAUGAUAUAUUCAAGACGAGAAAAAGAAAAAGAAUGUCAACUACUGAAGAUAUUCCGACCGAAAAGUCUAUCGACGCAUUACAAAGGGAACAAGCUGAACAUAUGAAAUCGCAUACACCUAAAUCAUCGCCUUUGAAUCCUGUAAAUGCAGCAUGUCCUGAUACACAGAGCUGCACCUACAAAAAAUAGGAUCUUCUUCUUCUUCAUGUACGUUUUCUAGCAUAAAACUUAUGGACAAUCCCAGCCGUAGCCCUAGUCAUCAAACACCAAAGUCUGCUGCUUUUGCAUCUUUAGCAUGCGAACCACACUCGAGCUUUGACGAUAUAGACCACUGGUAUUACAAACAAAACCCGCCGUUCUCGGUUAUGCAAAGUGCACUUUCAUCUCAGUCAACGUUCUAUAGUAUGUUGACCGAGCACGACCAGUCUAUCCUGACAUCACCAAGUAAUGAUUUAAGAAGAUCUCCGAGACAUAUCAAAUCGCCGUGUUUACCUUCAGUCACAACCUCUCGAAAAAGACCACAUUAUGACCAGAUCUAUAACGACCACAUCCAACAUAAGGAAGAUACUUCCGCCAAACUUUCAACUGAUGCAUUACAGAAGAAAAAUGCUUUACAUAUGGAAUCACCUUUACCAAAAGUUACAUCGAUCUCGGAUCCGGUGUAUGCAGCAAGUGCAGAUACUCCGAGCUAUAGCUCCAAAAAGGUAGGACCUUCAAGUACGUUUUCUAGCAUAAAACUUACGGAUAAUCCCAGCUGUAGCCCAAGUCAUCAAACAUCAAAGCCUGUUGUUUCUGCACCUUAAGCAUGCGAACCACACUCGAGCUUUGACGAUAUAGACCUCUGGUAUUACAAACAAAACCCGCCGUUCUCAGUUAUGCAAAGUGCACCUUCAUCUCAGUCAACGUUCUAUAGUAUGUUGACCGAGCACGACCAGUCUAUCCUGACAUCACCAAGUAAUGAUUUAAGAAGAUCUCCGAGACAUAUCAAAUCGCCGUGUUUACCUUCUUAUCAAUCAACACAACAGACACAUCUUGAUGACACUACAGUCACACCCCCUCGAAAAAGACAAAAAUAUCACCAAACCUACGACAUCCACAUUCCACGUAAGGAAGAUACUUCCGCCAAACUUUCAACUGAUAUAAUACAGAAGGAAAAUGCUGUACAUAUGAAAUCGCCUAAGCCAAAAAUUUUCUCGAAUUCGGUGUAUGUAGCAGGUCCCGAUACACAGACAUGUAGCUCCAAAAAAGUAGGAUCUUCUUCAAGUACGUACUCUAGCAAAAAACUUACGGAUAAUCCCAGCCGUAGCCCAAGUCAUCAAACACGAAAGCCUGCUGCUUCUGCAUCUUUAGCAUGCGAACCACACUCGAGCUUUGACGAGACAGACCUCUGGUAUUACAAACAAAACCCGCCGUUCUCAGUUAUGCAAAGUGUACCUUCAUCUCAGUCAACGUUCUAUAGUAUGUUGACCGAGCACGACCAGUCUAUCCUAACAUCACCAAGUAAUGA